ACGAAGAUGUGAGCGAGUGAGAGAGAUCGAUCAACUUUGUCAAUCUCGCUGAGUGGCAAUCAUUAGUACACCUGACUCGUUCCAUUUCAAGUAAAAAAAAUCAUUCCGGCGAGUCUUCUCGGUGUUUUGUUGCGGCGGCGGAUUACAUGGCGGUGGAUCAUUCGUAUCUGAUGCAGUUUGUCGACGAGACAUCGUUUUACAAUCGCAUUGUUCUGAGUCACCUGUUGCCGUCGAAUCUGUGGGAUCCAUUACCUCAUUUUUUCCAGACAUGGCUCCGGAAUUACCUCGCCGGAACCUUACUCUACUUCAUCUCCGGCUUUCUCUGGUGCUUCUACAUCUAUUACCUUAAACUCAACGUCUACCUUCCCAAAGAUGCCAUUCCUACGAGAAAGGCUAUGCUUUUGCAAAUAUAUGUGGCGAUGAAGGCUAUGCCUUUUUACACUCUUCUUCCAACUGUCUCCGAGAGUAUGAUUGAAAGUGGUUGGACCAAAUGUUACUCUAGAAUAGGCGAAUUCAGCUGGAUCCUCUAUUUUGUUUCCAUCGCCACAUAUCUUGUUUUAGUUGAGUUUGGGAUUUAUUGGAUGCACAGAGAGCUUCAUGACAUUAAGCCUCUAUAUAAGUAUCUCCAUGCGACCCAUCAUAUCUACAACAAGCAGAAUACCCUUUCUCCGUUUGCUGGGCUUGCGUUUCACCCACUAGACGGGAUACUUCAGGCUAUACCGCAUGUGAUAGCUCUGUUUAUAGUGCCAAUCCAUUUCACAACCCAUUUAGGUCUUUUGUUCAUGGAAGCCAUAUGGACAGCAAACAUCCAUGACUGCAUCCACGGUAACAUCUGGCCAGUUAUGGGUGCAGGGUACCAUACCAUACACCACACCACAUACAAGCAUAAUUAUGGUCACUAUACCAUAUGGAUGGACUGGAUGUUUGGCUCUCUUAGGGACCCUCUCUUAGAAGAAGAAGAUGACAACAAAGAUAGCUCCAAGAAAGCAGACUGAAAAAUACCCAUUUGGGUUUUGCUUGCUUGUUCAGAGUUUCAACCUUUUUUUUUCCUUUUUUUUCAUCUUCAUGUGUUUCUCUCAACCUUUCCAAUUAUGUUGUUUAGAAACACUGACUGCACAUUUGCUGUCUAGUUUAAUUCAGGUAAAUCUUUUAUUCUUUGCAAGAGUCGGGUUUUAUAAAACGGUAAAUCUUGAAACAAA
This is a messenger RNA of Eutrema salsugineum, 1199 nucleotides long. RefSeq names its product delta(7)-sterol-C5(6)-desaturase 1. The transcript has 3 exons. The record is from RefSeq and is a predicted model, not a curated record. Gene Ontology annotation, biological process: lipid biosynthetic process. Gene Ontology annotation, molecular function: iron ion binding; oxidoreductase activity. NCBI's taxonomy places the organism in Eukaryota, Viridiplantae, Streptophyta, Magnoliopsida, Brassicales, Brassicaceae. Bases 147 to 995 code for a protein of 282 amino acids.